GCGAUGGCAAGCGACGCGCCGCACCCGUCGAUGGCCACGUCGGCCGACGUACCGACGCUCUUAGACCUCAACCCAUGCGCGUACAGGGCCGCGGUUGAGGCAUCCACGUGGCAGCCCGUCCCGGGCCUUGCGCACUCGAAGGAGACGUUGGCGUUCCGCGCGUGGGCGAGCGAGAUCCUUGCUGACGUGCACGCGCAGCUGUCGCCCGAGGUGCUUGCUGUUCGUGCGACGACGCCGCAGUACCGGCUCCAAGCAGACACUUGGCGCGCUUCCCGUGCGCACGAGCUUGCAGUCGUCGGUCGGCUGCCUUUUCUCCAGAGUUCCGUCGACGCGCCGGCCGCGCAGCCCCCCGCCGGCGUCCAAGGCACCCUCAAGAUACACCUCCAUACCCGGCUCAAGCGGCGGUACUUUGAGCUGCGACCUGACGCGUUGGUAUUCUAUCACCGCCGGCUCUGGGUUCAAGGCGACGUGCGAGGGCGCAUGGCGCUGGACCAGGUCGUCUCGCUGCGUCCUGGACCCCAGCUGCGCUCGCUGCAGCUCCAGGAUAUCCGCGAGACGUGGCUCCUGCAAGCCGACACGGACGCGACCUACAACACAUGGGUACAUGCGCUGGUCACGUCCUUGCGCGUCGCUGUCGUCGACGCGCGCUUCCACAACAGCCGACGGCUUGCCGAGCAGCCCAACCAAGUACGCGUCGUCGUGUCGGCCAGCCACACCGUGGGCGAGACCGUGGCGCUCCUUUUUGCAGCAUACAUCAAGAAGCGAGAGCUCGGGGACGACCCGAAGGCCUAUGUCCUCAAGGUCACGGGCUACCGCGACUACCUCAUUGACCGCCACCAAGUGCUCGGACGCUUCCAGCACGUACGCCAUUGCCUGGCGACCAACGAGACGCUUCACGUGACGCUCGUGCACCAACGUACGAUCCAGGCGGCGCCCCGGCCUUGUGUUGAUCACAUGCUCCUUGACCGCGAACGACGCACUCUUCCCGACGCGAGCGAGAUGACGACGGUGGCCAGGAGUGGGGACUGCCACGCGCCACUGCGGCUGUGCAUCUACCGUGCGCUGCAAGUCCCUCGGUACACCACACAUUUAGCGCCGUCGUUGUGGUCGGGGCUUCGCGAGACCGAGCAACGCCCAUUAGUCUGCAAGAAGAUCCUGGCGACGCUCGAGCUCUACGACGCUGGCGACUGCCUCGAGCUUGUAGGAGAGACGUCCGCCGUCACGCUCAAGGCCUUGCCACCGCAUCCAGGUACAAACACCUCGGCGCUCAUCGGCAUCUGGGUCGAGCCGCACUGGUUCACGACAACGACACCGAUAUCCAAGCUGCCACGCACGGCCCGGCUCGUUCUCACCCUCUACAACGUCCACGAGGAGAGCGCAAGUGCAGAAGACCGACACCGCUUCCUCUCAACCGGCCUCCAGCUUUUCGACGCCGACGGUCGACUGCGCCACGGCGAGCAGUAUGCACCGCUCUUCGACAACCCGAGCACGUGCACGUACGGCCCUUUGCCAGCCAUUGGCGACACAACCCUACCCCUUCUCCACAUGGCCUUGGGGCAGUACGAGCGCGCGAUUGAAUUUGAUUGGCGCGCGGGCAGCGAUGGAGCAGCCAUGUCGACUGUCAACGACAUGCCACAAGCGGCGACGCUGCCGACGGCAGCACCCAAAGAAGACAAAGACGCAGCGCUCGACGAGCUGCGAACGAGAAUGGACUGCGAUCCGCUCUUGGUACUGACAACGAGCCAGCAACGGCUCUUGUGGGCGGCGCGCCACGCCGUCAUGGACGCCUUCGAGUACCUUCCACACGUCCUUGCAUGCGUCGACUGGUCAAAUGCAGCGGACGUGGCCGAGAUGCUAACCUUGCUGCCGUUAUGGGCCGCACCGAGCCACACGGCGUCGUACAUUGCGCUUCUCGAUCUGCCAUUCGCACACGAGGACGUCCGGCAGUUUGCUGCCGAUCAGCUUGCGACGUUACCUAACCCGGCCAUUCGUUGGCUGCUGCCGCAGCUCGUGCAGGCGCUCAAGUUUGAGAGCUACCUUGCAUCGCCAUUGGUCAAGCUCUUGAUGACGCGCGCGCUUCAAAACCCGAGCGAGAUUGGACUCGAUUUUUUCUGGGCCAUCAAGACCGAGGUGUCGUCGGGCCACGUGCAGUACAAGCCUUUUUUCGGGCUCCUCCUCAACAUUUAUGCCGAGACGUGCGCACCGGCCAUGCGGUCCAGCCUCCACGUCCAAGACACGCUCUUUUCGGACAAGGGUGCGUUGCAUACGAUCGCUCUCGAGAUCGAAGCGCUUCGCCAGACACCGGACGAGAUGCUGCCAGUGUUUCGUCAGCGCUUGCACCAACUCAACAAGACGCUGCCAUCGUCGUUCCAACUACCGCUGGACGCCCGCCUCGACGUCCGACGCCUUCGUGUCGACAAGUGCAAACUCAUUCUCUCGGCCAAACUGCCGUUCUGGCUAGAGUUUGAGAAUGCCGACGUCGGCGGGGACCCCAUCGUUGUUGUCUUCGUCACCAACACGGACGUGCGCCAGCACAGCCUCAUUGGGCAGCUGCUUUGCUUAAUGGACGAGCUCUGGCGCGCCGACGGCCACGACUUUGCACUUGCUCCGUACAGAGUCGUCGCGACAGGUGCGCGGGUCGGGCUUGUCUCGAUCGUCCAGCACGCCAGCACGGUCCAGGACAUUCAUGUAUGGGGCGGCGGCGGCUCGGGUGAUGUGGCGACAACCGCCUUCUCCGACUGGAUCCAAAGUCAGAAUGGCCCGCGCGACUCGGUCGGCUUUGAGAAGGCGGCGGACCUCUUUUCGCGGUCGGCGGCUGGCUACGGCAUUGCAACGCAUGUGCUCGGCAUUCUCGACCGCCGGAUCGACACGCUCAUGCUGACGACGACGGGUCGGUUCUUGCACAUUCAACUCGAGCAUCUCCUCGGCGGUGUCCAGUACGACUAUGGCGGGCAACGCACGGCGCCACCACUGGUGACCCGCCAAGUGGUCGACGUUCUCGGCGGCCCUGAUCACCCGGCCUUUCUGACGUUCGAAAGCCGCUGCGUGGAUGCGAUUCAGAUUCUGCGGCGGCAUUUACAUCUGCUUGUCGCAAUGCUGGUGCUCAUGUUGCCAGCGAACCUGCGCGAUCUGCGCCGUCGCGACGACAUGUCUCAUGUGGUGCAAGCGCUGUCGCCCGAGACGAGCAGUGACGAGAUGGCUGUUGUCAUUGGCGAACUCGUCAAGAACGGCAUACAUCACUCGCUCACGCACAUUCCAGAUGCGCUACAUCUAUGGCACCCGGUCGUUCAAGGCGCCAAGCUGUCGUUUCGGUGCCUCAAGACAGCACUCCACCUCUGGAGAAGCCAUUUGACUCAUGCGGCGACGAAAGCGAGUUAACACAUAGAGCUAGUACAUUGGCAC
This is a messenger RNA of Saprolegnia diclina VS20, 3402 nucleotides long. RefSeq lists its product as hypothetical. Gene Ontology annotation, cellular component: phosphatidylinositol 3-kinase complex; plasma membrane; cytoplasm. Gene Ontology annotation, molecular function: 1-phosphatidylinositol-4-phosphate 3-kinase activity; 1-phosphatidylinositol-3-kinase activity. Gene Ontology annotation, biological process: phosphatidylinositol 3-kinase/protein kinase B signal transduction; phosphatidylinositol-3-phosphate biosynthetic process; cell migration. Lineage: Eukaryota; Oomycota; Saprolegniomycetes; Saprolegniales; Saprolegniaceae. The record is from RefSeq and is a predicted model, not a curated record. The transcript is spliced from 3 exons. Bases 4 to 3378 code for a protein of 1124 amino acids.